Messenger RNA from Hypoxylon fragiforme, 2557 nucleotides. RefSeq names its product WSC-domain-containing protein. Bases 1 to 2547 code for a protein of 848 amino acids. Lineage: Eukaryota; Fungi; Ascomycota; Sordariomycetes; Xylariales; Hypoxylaceae. The record is from RefSeq and is a predicted model, not a curated record. The transcript has a single exon.
AUGGCCAACUUAAAAAGAGCCCUCGUUGGCUUACUAGCCACGUCAUCUAGCUACUUUAUAUACGGCGUAGAAGCUUACUGGCGUAUGUCCUGCAGCCUCAUCCAAACCAGCCGUCUUGAUCCCAUCGUCUCCCCUGGGGCCGUCUCGGCCCACGUGCAUAAGGUCUCAGGGGCAAGCAACUUCGGCCUCUCCAACACGUAUCAGGACCUCAUUGAUUCGCAGUGCACGUCGUGUGAAAUUCAAGAUGACAAGUCCAUCUACUGGACGCCCCAGCUGUACUAUGAGCACGCCAAUGGAAGUUUCGAGGAGGUUCCAAAUGGCGGGACUGUCGUCUAUUAUCUCGGGCGCGGUGAGAAUCGGUCCAACAUCGAGCCCUUCCCCCCUGGCUUUAAGAUGGUAUCAGGCGACCCCUAUCUCCGGGCGGACUCCACCACUGCCGUGACCUCUUCCAACAACAACAAUUUCCAAACCCGUCCCAUCUCUGAUCGUGUAUCGUUCAAUUGCCUCGAUAGCUCAGGAAGCGCUCCGGAGAAGAACUACAUGUUCAGUACAGAUUGCGACAACGGCCUGCGAGCCCAGAUACAGUUUCCUUCCUGCUGGAAUGGACAGGACUACCAACGCGAUCAGUCACACGUGGCUUACAUGUCCGGAAUCGACAACGGUAUAUGCCCGCCCUCGCACCCGCGCCAGCUGGUACACCUGUUUUUCGAAGUUCUCUACGGCGUGAACGACAUAAAGAAAGAGGCUGGCGGGCGAUUCGUGUUUGCCAACGGCGACCCCACCGGCUUCGGCUUCCACGGCGACUUCAUGAACGGGUGGGAAAUGGACGUUUUGAAAGCCGCCAUAAGCACUUGCGCCAAUGACGACUCCUCCAAUGGCCAAAUCUCCAAGUGUCCGCCGCUAGCCAAGUCGCAAAACCCUUACUAUGCCACCAACUGCCCUGAGCGUCCGGCCAUCGUCAACGAGAAGGUGAGGGGAAUGAUAGACUGCUUGCCUGGCUGCAAUGUCGUAACUACUGGUCCCGAGCGAGCGGUGCAGCUUAUAUGCCCUGACGAUUCACCAUCUGUCAGUGAGAACAAAGAUGAAGGGCCCUUUACCAUGUUCAGCCCUACCGUAGGGCAGGUACUUAGCGGAACCACAUUCGCGUACGCCGGCUGUGCGACUGACAAUGGGAACCCGAGAACGCUGGGCGGAUAUUCAUUCAAAGCUCAUAACAUGACCAUCGAAUCCUGUACCUCGGCCUGCAAAGCACAGGGUUAUAUUCUUGCCGGUCUCGAAUACUCUACCGAGUGUUACUGUGGAAUUUCCAUCAACAGCGGCGCUUUGUCAGAUUGCUCGACUACGUCUAAGAUGGUGUGUGCAGGCAAUGCGACAGAGUGGUGCGGUGCGCCAAACCUCCUUACUAUUUGGAGCGAUACUUCAUACUCGGCAUCCGCCACGACCCUAAGCAUUGACUCCACAACCAUAAACAACGGGAGUGCGACAUACUUAGGCUGUUUCAGCGACCCGGGCGGGAACAGUAGGGCGUUGCAGGGAGAUUCCAAGGUCAACACCACGGCCAUGACGAACGAGAUGUGUGUGUCGUAUUGCAGGGAAAAGGGCUACCCACUCGCAGGAACCGAGUACUCGCAGGAAUGUUACUGCAGCAAUGUUAAUACCGGAACAUUGAUCUCGGAUGAUAGUCAGUGCAGUAUGAAGUGCAAGGGGGAUUCACCACGAGCCUGUGGCGGAAGCUUGAGGUUGAGUGUUUGGAACAUCACCCAGAAUAGGGGAGUCCAAUCCCAGUCCACACAAACACAGACGCAGACCAUAUCUACUCGAUCCACCCAGUCACAAUCGCAAGCAACCUCUACGCAACUGAGCCAAGCAAGUGCCAGUGCCAGUGCCAGCGCCAGUGUCCUCAAAGCCGCAAACGGAACAGCCAACUACGUCGGCUGCUACACCGACAAAGGCUCCGACGGCCGCACAUUAACUGGCGACUUCCAGUACGGCGACUCCACGACCGUCGAGUCCUGCGCAAAGUACUGCCAGGCCAAGAACUACGCCUUGUUCGGCAUGGAAUACGGGCAGGAGUGCUACUGCGGGAACGCGCCCAAAGCCUCAUCCGCCCUCUCGGCCGAGGCAGACUGCGGCAUGCCCUGCAAGGGCAACCCGACCCAGCUCUGUGGCGGGAGCUCGAGGAUAUCUAUCUGGAAUAACACGUUGUACGUCCCUACUCACAACAUGGUCACUAGCACAGAUGGGGGAUACGCGUACUUUGGCUGCUAUACGGAAGGGACAAAUGGAAGAGCGCUGGGCAGCGGUACAAAACCGAGUGCUUCGUUCACUGAUGCUGGGAUGACUGUGGAAAAGUGCGCAAGUUAUUGCUUAGGAAAAGGUUACAGCUAUAUGGGAGUCGAGUACGGGCAAGAGUGCUACUGCAACAGCGAGGGCCCACGCAACGGAGCGGCGAAGGCCAACGAGGCGGAUUGUGGCAUGGCUUGCAAAGGGGACAUAACGGAGUGGUGCGGUGGGAGUUCUCGAAUAAGUGUUUAUAAAUCUCCCUGACCUAGAAAAC